Seriola aureovittata is the source of this 1372-nucleotide messenger RNA. It is a transcript of the gene tppp3, whose product is annotated as tubulin polymerization-promoting protein family member 3. The coding region runs from base 85 to 708 and encodes 207 amino acids. NCBI's taxonomy places the organism in Eukaryota, Metazoa, Chordata, Actinopteri, Carangiformes, Carangidae. The record is from RefSeq and is a predicted model, not a curated record. The transcript has 4 exons. Gene Ontology annotation, biological process: microtubule bundle formation; positive regulation of protein polymerization; microtubule polymerization. Gene Ontology annotation, molecular function: tubulin binding. Gene Ontology annotation, cellular component: microtubule.
CCUCCCCUGAUGUUGGACAGGAUGUCGCCAUGGCGACAGGGUAAACAUAUGAUAACAAGCCCUCAGCACUUGGAGCUCAUUUGAAUGCUGCGACCGCCGCUGAGGGCCAGAAGAGAGAGAGGAGAGACGGAGGUGAGGAAGAGACAGAGGAUAGACAGAUAUUUUUCCAUCAUGGCUGAGAGUGCGGACAUGGAGCGGCUCCUGGAGGCUUUCAGGAAGUUUGCUGUUCAUGGAGACACGAAGGCGACGGGGAAGGAACUGAAUGGGAAGAACUGGGCCAAACUCUGCAAAGACUGCAAAAUCAUCGAUGGCAAGAACAUCACUGGGACCGACGUCGACAUCGUCUUUUCCAAAGUCAAACAGAAGACGUCUCGGGUCAUCACCUACGAGGAGUUUCACAGAGCUCUGGAGGAGUUGGCUCCAAAGAGGUUCAAAGGUCAAAGUAAAGAGGAGGCGCUGCGCUCCAUCUCCACACUGGUGGAGGGUGGGGAGCCGUCCAAUGUGGGAGUGACGAAAGUGGCGAAGACGGCAGCUGUGGACCGUCUCACCGACACAUCCCGCUACACCGGAUCACACAAGGAGCGCUUUGAUGAGAGCGGCAAGGGCCGAGGUCGGGAGGGGCGGGAGGAGCUCGUGGAGAACACGGGCUACGUGGGAGCGUACAGGAACGCUGGGACGUACGACACCAAGAUGAAGGCUGAGAAAUAGCAAGGGGGAGGGGGCAGCGCCUCCUGCUGGGAGCUGACAGGUAGUACAGCUCCUCUACAGCACUUAGUCUGGAUCGAACCUUGAACUUUGAACCCUGUGUGUGUGUGUGUGUAUGUGUCUUCAUGUUCAGACCAUAAACUCAUGGAUAUGACGGAAGUGAUGCAGUAGAGGACUCAGGACCAGGUCUCUCCAGCGCCCCCCUGAGGCAGUGAUUCCACACUCCACUGUUGCUCCAGGUCUCAGUCCAGUCCCAUUCAGACUGGGUCUGGGUUAUAGAUGAGAUCCUGGUCCAGAACCAUGAGUUCUGGUACUUCAGUCCCUCCUCCCCAGUGGUGUGGAUCCUGUCUGAAUGGGGUUUCAGUUUGUUCUUUUUGUGUCAGCCGGUCCAGACUUCAGUCCUGUCACAGCAUCAGUCCUCAGAAUCUCACUCAGUCAUGUGUCUUCAGUCUGCAGCAGCUUCUGGAUCCAUGAUGAAACCUGAACCUGAAGCCAUGUUGGUUUUUUUUCUUUCUAAUAUAAGAUUUUUUUCAGCGUCGUUCUUCUUCUGCAGUCUAAUAAUGUUGAAAUGUUUAUGUCUGCCUGAAGCUCUUUGACUGGAGUUGAUGCAGGUGCAGAAACUGGAAGUGGAAAUGACUUUAUCUACUGAAUAAAGACCAAAAACAGA